Molecule: messenger RNA, 927 nt
Organism: Cucurbita moschata (crookneck pumpkin)
Lineage: Eukaryota; Viridiplantae; Streptophyta; Magnoliopsida; Cucurbitales; Cucurbitaceae
Exons: 1
Coding region: 1-927 (308 amino acids)
Molecular function (GO): nucleic acid binding; zinc ion binding
Source: RefSeq, a predicted model, not a curated record
AUGGUCUCAACAGAAGAGCUGAAAGUAGAAUGUUUUGUUAUGGGUUUGCGGCCCGAUGUCCGAGGGGCGGUGUCAGCUCACCUUCCACCUGACUAUGCAACAGCACUCCGACUUGCCGAGACGCUCGAUGAUAGGGAAUAUCCAAAAGAAGACACCCAAACCCACUUAAAUACGUCGGUUGACCAGAAGAGAAAGAGAGAGCAGACGUCACCUACCUCCUCAAAGGUACCUUGGCACCAUGGCAAGACAAAUUUAAACCAAGAGCGCAGGCAACCAAAGGCUUGCCCUCAGAACACGCCACGUGACAAACCACGUUGCCCGAACUGUGGGAGACGUCACUUAGGACAGUGCAAGUUUAAGAAUAGGGUAUGUUUCAACUGUCACCAAGAAGGUCACGUUGUCGCGCAUUGCACCCAAGGGAGAGCAACUAGUACCAAUAGACCCUCUGGUAACCAACCGACCUCAAACCUGAGGCCAGCUCUGCAACAGGGGCGAAUGUCUGCUACCACUCGUGAGAAGGCAGAAAACUCCAACACUGCAGUCACAAGUACGCUCUCUAUUCUUGGGUACUACGCACGGGUCUUGUUUGAUUCAAGGUCAACCCACUCUUUUAUCUCCACUAAUCUUGUAAAAUACACAAGAGUAGAAGUUGAACUGCUAGGGUACGGGUUGUCUGUGGGUACCCCAGUAGGGGUAAGUAUGGAAGCCUUCGAGAGGGUAAAGGAUUGUCAGUUGUGUGUGUCAAACCACACGAUGGAUGUGACGCUGAUAGUCCUUGAUAUGGCCAAUUUUGACGUCAUCUUAAGGAUGGAGUGGUUAGCUCAAAACCAUGCAUCCAUCGAUUGCUUCAACAAGGAGGUUGUGUUCAGACCUCCUGGUCAGCCAAGCUUCAAGUUCAAGGGCGGGAGGGAACGGUCUCAAGGAUAG